Molecule: messenger RNA, 2112 nt
Organism: Penicillium diatomitis
Lineage: Eukaryota; Fungi; Ascomycota; Eurotiomycetes; Eurotiales; Aspergillaceae
Product: translation initiation factor eIF2B catalytic subunit epsilon
Exons: 3
Coding region: 1-2112 (703 amino acids)
Biological process (GO): biosynthetic process
Cellular component (GO): eukaryotic translation initiation factor 2B complex
Molecular function (GO): translation initiation factor binding; guanyl-nucleotide exchange factor activity; translation initiation factor activity
Source: RefSeq, a predicted model, not a curated record
AUGGGUGCAAAGCAAAAGGGCGGCGCAAAGCCCAAGAACACUGCGGAGGAGGUGGAAGAUACUCUGCAGGCUGUGGUGCUUGCCGAUACCUUUGAGACCAGAUUCGAACCUUUCACGCGCACGAAGCCAAGGUGCCUCCUUCCUCUUGCCAACACGCCUCUCAUUGAAUACACUCUCGAGUUCCUGGCCAAUGCUGGUGUUGAAGAGGUGUUCCUUUAUGCUGGUGCUCACUCGGAUCAACUAGAAAAAUACAUCAACACCUCAAAAUGGCGCGCACCGUCCUCACCCUUCAAGCAGCUGGCCUUCCUCAAGUCCACCUCUACUUCUGUCGGCGAUGUCAUGCGCGAUCUUGACGGCAAGCACCUUAUCACAGGUGACUUCAUUGUUGUCAGCGGCGAUGUCAUCAGCAAUAUGCCCAUCGAGGGCGCCUUGUCGCAACACAGGAAGCGUCGCGAAACCGACAAAAACGCUAUUAUGACCAUGGUUCUCCGUGAAGCUGGCCGGACGCAUCGUGCCAAAGCCUCCUCCAUCUCGCCUGUCUUCGUGAUCGACCCUACCAAGGACCGCUGCCUGCACUACGAGGAAAUCGACCACCACUCAGAUGAGCAUCCAGCGCGGUUGAACAUUGACUCUGACAUUAUUUUGUCUCACUCCGAAUUGGACGUCCGCCAAGACCUCAUCGAUUGCAGCAUCGAUAUUUGCACUCCAGAUGUGCUGAGCCUGUGGUCUGAUAGCUUCGAUUACCAGUCCCCUCGAAAACACUACUUGUACGGUGUUCUGAAGGACUACGAGUUGAACGGCAAGACCAUUCACACGUACAUCAUUCAAGAGUACUACGCUGCGAGGGUACGAAACUUGAGGGCGUAUGAUGCUAUCAGUAAGGAUAUCGUCUCUCGAUGGGCGUACCCAUUGUGCCCCGAUACCAAUCUGCUACCCGGGCACACAUACAAUCUACGCAAAGGUAAUUUAUACCAGGAGCAGGGAGUCACGUUGGCGCGUUCCUGUGUCCUCGGACGCCGUACCGUCAUUGGUCGGGGUACAAGCAUCGGUGACCGAAGCACUGUUCACAGCACGAUUCUGGGACGGCAUUGCAAGAUCGGCAAAAACGUUCAGCUUGAGGGGGCGUAUCUUUGGGACAAUGUGGUGAUCGGUGAUGGCUCGGAUGUUCGUGGAGCGAUCAUUGCUGACGGUGUGGUUGUCGGCAAGAACUGUUCUGUCGGACAGGGCGCUCUUCUCUCUUACGGAGUCAAGAUUGCGGACGGUGUCAAAAUUGGGGGCGGUAAGCGCAUCACCCGGUCUCGGCCAGAUGGCAGCGUCGGCCCCAAUGAUCCUAGUGUGGUCGGACAAGGCGGCGAGGGCUACGAAUUCAUCCCCGGCGAGGAGGAAGACGAGGACGAUGAUGAUGUGAGCGUUGCGUCUUCCGGGCUGGUGUACCGUAUGCCCGGUCUCUCUCUGUCCAACGCUUCCAUUUCCACUCUAUCCUCUGAGAUCUCUGAAGGGUCAUGGCCGCGCUCUGGACGGAGCAGUUUUUCUGAUGGAGAGGAACAAGACAAUUUCCACCACGAUGCCUCGGUCAGCGUGUUUGACAGUCUUCGCGAGGGCACAUCUGCCGACGUAGUGCAGUUGGAAUUGGUCAGUCUGCGUAUGACUGCCAACGCCUCGGACGUCCAGGUUCGCCGGGCGGUGGUCUCUUCCUUCAUGAAGUACAUCCAACAAUUGAUCGAGAAUGGCAAGGGUGCCGGCGAAGCUGUCAAAGAAGUCUUCACCAAGUACCGUGAGGUUGUGGAUCGAACAUUGUUCGACCGCAACAAGGAGGAGAAGAAGGACCAGGUGGACUUCUUGCUCCAGCUGCAGCAGGACCUCGUCCACCGGAACAAGGGUGCUAGUAUCCUCCUGUUCACGGCCAAAGAGCUGUAUGAUCUGGAGCUGGUGGACGAAGAGGCCUACGAGCAGUGGUGGAACGAUGAGCGAUCCAGCAGCACCGAGGAGAUGCGAACAGUUCGUGGACAGACACAGCAAUUCGUCGACUGGCUGGCGAAUGCUGAAGAAGAGAGCAGCGAGGAAGAGGAAGAUGAGGAUGAGGACGAGGAUGAAGAGAGUGAUGAUGAAUAG